Messenger RNA from Cinara cedri, 4614 nucleotides. The record is from the annotation of a GenBank genome assembly. Lineage: Eukaryota; Metazoa; Arthropoda; Insecta; Hemiptera; Aphididae.
GCCGGCGAAGAGGUGGACGAUUCGGGCGGCCGUGUCAAAGUACGGCACGUGACGCCCGGGUACCCGGCGCACGGGAUCGGCACCGGUACGGGUCGGCCAUGUAUUAUUGCAGGCGUAGCGCAGGCUCUCCCGCAACCGGAUGACGGCGAAAAAAGAGGUUUGGGGAAAAUAUGCGUCGGUUACGCGGCGGACACUGCGGGCGGCCGUGUCACACGUAUAUAGCACAGGAUCCCGCAACCGCUCCUGGUCCUGUUUUCGAACGUACCUUUCCAUACUGAUAAAGUUGCUACGGUGUUUGCGGUUUUUUGAUUAUGGAUUUACGAACUUCUGUCGCGUUCUCGGAAACUGCGUGCAAAUACGAAUUAUAUUAUACGUAUCGUUAUUUACUCGCCGCCGUUUGUAAAAAACCGACUUCAUGCACUCCGGCGAACCGAAAAUAAAAGACUGAAAACGACGUUUUCAAACAUAAAUCGACGCGUAUCGGUGUAUUGAUAAAAAAAAAAAAAAAAAAGCAAAAUACAUAAUUCGUUUGAACGCUCACUGUUUCUAUACACCGGCCGCGGUUUAAAACAUUCGUACGUUGUGUUAUACACACAAACACACACACACGCACAAUAUAUGCGUAACGGUCUAGAGUAAAGGUUAUACCUACCCGUAUUAUUUUUAUCGCCGCCAGUGUUCGAUAAAUAAAAUAUUCCGGGGGAGUACGCAAUCGUUCAACACCGCCGCAACCGUAAAAGUGCACGGAUCGGGCCUAUAAUAAUAUAAUUUCCGUAUAUGAAAAUCGAUACUCAAAACGUGCAUACCUGUGUUUUAUAACGCACGUAUGUAUAUACGGGUCUGGAAUUAAAUUUCCCUCGACGCGAGAUUAUUUCACGCGAUUCGCUUUUUUUUUUUUUAUUAUUGUACCGAUUGUACAGCGCAGGUAUUUAACCGAGAGAAGAAGACGGCACUCCGAUAAUUGUGUACAUUUAUUUCCGUGCACCGUUUUAAUAGUGAACAAAACGUAUUGAAUUGCCGACGUCCGAGGUCGUGUCGUAAAAAAAUCAUAUAAAAAAAAAAAAAAAACCACCUCCGUGGAAAUACGUUAAACAAUAAUAAUAUUACGAUGUACGGCGGCGUGGACCGGGCGAGUUGAAUAUUAAAUCGUUCGUGUCGAUCGAACAUUUAAUCGACAUUUUAAACGAAAGUUAUCUUUCGUAUAGUCGUUAUGGCCGUGUAGUAGAAAAACAUCGAAAUCGUUUUGUCCCCUAUUGUGUAGCAAAGGCUGGUAACCAGAAUCGGAAACAGAAAAAAAAACCAAAGUUCAGGGGUUUCGCGGUCGGCGAAAUCAGGACGGUUUUAAACAUUCAAUAUUACGUGAGCGAUGUUGAUAGUUUAACCGAAACCGAAAACGUAAAUGAAAAGCGUAUUCGCGGAGAAAAACAAUUUUUUUCUUUUUCGCCGAUUUUUCGCGAUUUAUGAAUACUACGUCACCUGCGGUUGCGUUUUCUCUCCUUUACAAGUUUGUUUACUCUCCCUACUUUCACCGACCGACCAACAGAUUAGACGGUCGUCGUUUCUGCCAAACAUUUUAUUUUCGUUUCCGUCACAUCGAAAUAGGUUCGUACCCGCGAAAAUCUUUUCUCUACCCAUCUCAAGUAUAUUUUGAAAACAAGAGUGACCCGGAGGCACCGCGAAGAGCCGGUUCUCAUUGCUCCACGAAAAUAGAUUUUUUCUACUUAUUUUUAUUAUUAAACUGAUCGUUAUUAUUUUAGUUAAAUUCGUGUUACAAAUUCGAUCAACAAUUUCGAAAAUUAAUAUAGUUUAGAAAUAAUCAUCUUUGAUGUAUUCUUCGAGUGUGUUUGGAGAUUUUUUCUCUCUGUUUACAACUCUACUAUCACAAAUCUCUCUCCUAUCGCGAAAAAAAUCAAGGUACCGUAUUCCGUUGCAUUUCUGAUCUAAUCGGUGUAUCGGGGAGGUCGUUUUUUUUCCUAGGGUUUAUCAUAUAGCAUGCGGCCAAAAUCAAAAAAACAAUUUUUUUGUUCUCUCGAUUUCGGACGAGCGUACACUGUUCACGUCUCAAUCCUUGCGGGCCUGAGGAAUAGUGAUUGGAAAUAGAUUCGGCGGAUCCGGUACGUGUUUUAGCGGGGGCGAAGACGAGGGAGGCCCCCGCGUCGGAUUUACCUUGUGUGUCCCGUUCUCUCCCCUCCUCCCGAGAGCGAAUAGCUACGGUUAUUGUAUCCGCGCUCGCUUUUCGCAACCGCUUUCACGAGAAAAAGGAGGGGGUAAGGGGAGGGUAAUGCGUAUCGUGCGUAUUGCGGCGGAUGACGACGAAAAGCCGGCCCGGGUAAAAGGAGACCGGUAAAAACACGCGAGUACGGAAACGAGAGAAGCAGACAUUAUAGAGAAAGAAAAAAAACAAAAAAAAAAACCGAAACAAAAGGAUUAUUUAACGUAACAAUAACGAUCCGGCGGGAACGGUAGCGGCGGCGGUGCCCUCCGUGUCCGUCAUCGUCUCCGCGGCGGAGUUAAUGAAUACCGCGACUACUGCUGUUAGUCACUGCGCGUCGUCGUCACCGCCGACGUGGUGUCUGCCGCCGUCGCCGUCCUCCGGGCAGAGUGUACACAUGACGCGUGCUGCGCGAUAUUAAAGCGUUCCGUUUUGUCAUCAUUACCGGAGCCAUUGUCGUGAAAAGCGUGCGUACGUGCGCGCGGUCGAAAGCGCGGCGCGUACACGCAAAGAAAACGAAACGUUUCGUGUUUAUUGGAUCGCGCAUACCUGUAUAAUAUUACGUAUAUGCAUAUUAACCGUAGACUUGUACGGAUCUUGAAAAGAAGCGACUUUGAUGUGCGGGGGAGGGGUGUAGAGGAACGUGUCUACAGCCCCCCCCCGACCUAGUGUUUGAUACCACGCCUAAUUGAAACGCGUGCGAAUUACGCAAAGUCAAUUACAAUAACGUGUUAAAUAUUAGCAAAAAAAAAAUUUUGAAAAUUCCAAUGCGGCGGUACUGGGGUUGCCUACGUUACGACGGAGAACGUUAGCCCGGAGGACUGGUAGACGCGCUGUUAUAAUCAGUGCUUGAAUCGGUAGGGGGGGUCGCAGCGGAUGGAAUACCACUUCUCUUCUGAAAAUGUUUUAGCGCACCACUUCUAUAAUUUUUCUUAACGGCCUUAAUUAGUUUGAAUUCAACAAUUACAAGGGAAGCAAUUCUUUUUCAAGCCUCACGGUAGGUACGACUCCUUCUUUUAUUUGUCCAAUUUCGGUUAUAAUAAAACUGCAGUUUACUCGAUUUAGCGGUAAAUUAAACGAACGUUUCUUACCGGUAUUUACAUUACACACACACAACGCUGUUUGCAGUUUCCUGAAUCAUCACUACGCCCCGAUGACCCUCGUAACGUAAUAUAUUAUCAUACAGCCACUUAUAACCGCCCUGUACAUUAUACCGUGCCACCGAGGACGAGGGUCUGAUGCAUGACGUCUGUUAUACCCGUAGAGAAAUGUGUGAAGCGAUGCGUUUCGACGAGACGGGGGAAAGAAGCGCUUCGGAAAAACUACAAUAAUAAUUUAUCCGUUUGAAAAUCCAAUGAUUAAACAAAAGAGCUUUUGCCGCGCGAGAUAAAUAACGCGAGCGGCGCGCGACGACGACGACGACGACGAUGACGCGGUGUAAUUUCGCGGAGAGGAUUUACAGUCGAACCGCCGCCCGCAGGCUAUUGAAAAAGUCUCUUUUCGUCAAAACAAUAAUUUUACGAUUAAGCACGAGAAACCUCGACUUCCUGCACUUCCUCGGCGUUCUUCGUGAAACGAUCGCCUCGUCUCGACGCGUCCUAUACAGAAAACCGACAAACCAUGGCUACAGGUGCGCGAGGCGUCGACAACAGAUUAUCGAUCUAGUGUUUCGUCUAGAUCGAAAACCAGACGGGGGAAAAAAAAAAAGAGUAUAGUGACGACGGCUAUUGGCGGUUUCCAGUUAGUUGUACGGAAUUGCGGGAAAGUAGUCCUAUUUAAUAUUUUUUUUUUCUUUUUUUUUUUCAUAAGAAAAAGUCUUAAUUUAUAAAUAAUAUAAAUAAUGAAGGGUAAAAUAAUAUGAAUAAUAAUUAAAGUAAUACAAUUGAAAAUUAUUAAUACUGAUACAAUUAACAUUAGUAAUAAUUUGUUUACGAAUAUAGAUAGAAAAUUAAUGUGGCGUGUUGGAAAGACAAUAUGCAACAAAGAUAGCAUUGAGAUCACUUUGAAUUCCACGUACGUCAAAUAUGACUAUUAUAGAAAGUCAGGAAAAUCUGUGGAUAUCAAAUUGAAAUAAAACAAAUCUUUUUUUUCCAACAGGAAAAUAGAACGUUCAUGAGGCUACGAAAAACUGUCAACGUCGUACUAAAAAUAAUCACCAGGGUUGGAACAAUCGUUUUACGCAUCUCGUCGGACACGCGCAUCCAACCGUAUGGAAGUCAAUUAUUAAAACGCGGAAAGAUUUAGGAGCAGUUCGGGCUAAAAUAGCGUUGCAAGAAUUAGGCAAGACUAUUCCAGUAUCAAAACGACGAAAAUUCGGUAACAUCGGUGAACGUUUAAAGAACUUGUGCUCUAGUGUGGUUGAUGGUGAAAUAUCAAUGGACGCAUUUUUAAUUAGCAUUGCC